Molecule: messenger RNA, 1522 nt
Organism: Lolium perenne
Lineage: Eukaryota; Viridiplantae; Streptophyta; Magnoliopsida; Poales; Poaceae
Source: RefSeq, a predicted model, not a curated record
GUAUUGGAGUGCCCCUUCCCCGUCCUCCUCUCACGCUGGCGAUGCGCGCCGCCUAAGAUUCGCUCCUGCCGGGCCACCGCCGCAUCCUACCGCCUCCCGGCUGGUUCCCCGCUGCCAGGUCGCCUCCGGCCCAGCGCCUCGGUUCCUGCCGGCCGACGAGGUCAUACACUGCUACGGCUGGAGCUCCACCGACGCGCCCAAGUUGUUGCGCCCGGGACCCCCGCCGCUCUUCACUGCCACUGCCAUCGCUUCCCAUCGGCGGCUGCCCAAAUCCCAGCACAACCCAUCUCGAGCCAAUGCCGGCGCCGCUCGCCACCUCGUGGCGCCGGCAUGCCUCCGCGGCGGCGUCCUCUUCCUCGCCCAGGACCCUCCUGCUACUCCUCCCGAUUCUCCUCCUCCUCCUCUUCGUCCUCUCCAGAGCCCCAGAUCUCACCUUCUCCCCCCUCGCCACCGCCUCCGCCCCACCCCACCUCCCCGCGCACCUCCGCCCCUUCGACUGCUACGCCUCGCCGCAGGCCUCGCCGGUCUUCGCCAGCCUCGUGGAGGGCGUGCCCCGCCCCUUCCUCUACUCCCUCGCCGACAUGGGCUCCCUCCCCGACCGCCCGCACAAGAACAUCGCCCGCCUCCUCAAGGGCAAGCGUUUCCGCAAGCCCGACAUCUCUCAGACCAUCCAAGAGCUGCUCGCCAAGGGCUCCGGUGGUGUGGUGGUCGACGUGGGGGCCAAUGUUGGGAUGGCGGCCUUUGCGGCGGCCGUCAUGGGGUUCCGGGUGGUCGCGUUCGAGCCCGUCUUUGAGAACCUGCAGCGGAUCUGCGACGGAAUGUACCUGAACCGGGUGCAGGACCAGGUGGUGGUGUAUCAUGCUGCGGCAUCUGAUCGAGUUGGGAACAUCACAAUGCAUAAGGUUAUCGGACGACUCGACAACAGUGCUAUAUCUGCAACUGGUGCUAAGUUAGCAUUUAAAUCUAAUGAAGAAGUUGCUGUGGAGGUUGCCACAAUUCCAUUGGAUGAAGUCAUUUCAGAUGCAGAUCAUGUGGUUCUGAUCAAAAUUGAUGUUCAAGGUUGGGAAUACCAUGUCCUGAGAGGUGCAUCAAAGUUGCUGUCAAGGAGGAAAGGCGAAGCUCCCUACCUUAUAUAUGAAGAAGAUGAGCGCCUGCUGCAGGCGAGCAACAGCAGUGCACAAGAGAUAAGGUCAUUUCUUGGUAGUGUUGGUUACAACCACUGUACACGGCGCGGCACAGAUGCUCACUGUACAAAAGAAUAGGCAAUACUUCUUUGCCUGGUGGUUAGGAGCCCCUAACCUGGGGAUACAUAGAACAGUCAGAUAGGAUAUCCUGAACUGUGGGUUUUCGCUUUGCUCGGGCGGCAGAUCAGAGAUUUGGAUACUUCAGAGGUUCAGAUAGUUUUCUCCCUAAUUCCAUGGUUUCCACCUAUUUCUCUUAGGUUAGUUUGUUGAUUGCUGGAUCUUGUAACAUCAUAUGCUGUAGAUGCUUUGUCUAAUUAUAUUUUGUUAUAUGCGUUGUU